UCCUGUAUUUCUCCUCAUUGUUAUCUGUAUGUAUAGGUUUGUCAGGAAGGGCUGUUUAUGUUUCCUGCUACAGCAGGUGGCUAAGAGAUAAUCCAGGUAAAGCCACUGCAAAGUGGAGAUGGAGGGAUGGACAGACGAAGGGGAGGGGAGGGGUUGGUGUUGCCUUUGCAUGGAUGACUAGGGCUAAUUCUGGCCUCCUAAUCCCAGUCCUGUCCACCCUCCCCCUCUUCUUGCUCACAAACCUUACAGCGGCAAUUGACGCCCAGGUAGACAUUACUAUCACAUAGACUCAUAGCACUUAACCAACCCAAGUUUACAGAGGCUGCUGGAACCUUCUCUGAAUAGCUAACCUGGGGGACCUGGAUAGCUAACACACCUGUGUGAGCUUCAUUGGAGAAUGUAGCUGCAGCCCUCCAGCCAAGCCACAGGAAACGUGCCAUCAUGGGAGAAGCUCAAAAGGGCUUACUCUCUGUCAUUGAGAAACUGAAGGGAUCCACAGAGCAGGAGGUCAGGAUAGUGCUGCUGGGGUUGGACAACGCUGGAAAGACCACCCUGCUAAAGAGCCUUGCCUCAGAGGAUGUGAACACCAUCACACCAACACAGGGCUUCAACAUCAAGAGCGUCGCCUCUCAUGGUAUGAAACUCAAUGUUUGGGACAUUGGAGGACAGAGGAAGAUCAGGCCCUUCUGGAAAAAGUACCUGGAAAACACAGACCUAUUGAUCUAUGUUAUUGACAGUGCAGACAAGAAGCGGUUUGAGGAGACGGGACUGGAGCUGUCUGAGCUGAUCGAUGAGGAGAAUCUAAAGGGAGUUCCUGUGCUCAUCUUCGCCAACAAGCAGGAUCUAGCCACAGCAUCACCAGCCAGUGAGGUCGCUGAGGGACUCAACCUGCAUACGUACCGUGACCGUGAGUGGCAGAUUCAGGCCUGCUCAGCCGUGUCUGGGGAGGGAGUUCAGGAUGGCAUGAACUGGAUUUGCAACAACAUUGUGAACAAGAAGAAAUGAAACAUCCUCACAAACAAAAGCGAUCAGAGUCAAACAGAUAUCAAGCUUCACAAAGAUGAUUUAAAAAUAUAAAUAACAGGCAGUUGAACAUCAACACAACAUCUUUAAAGUUCCUGCUCCCCUGGAAGAUUUGAGUGAUACUUCUGUUUUUACAAUCCGUGUUAUUUUUAUGGAUAUUUUGCAAAUUCAAAAGAGUUAGCUUCAUUACGUAAAUUAUAGGCACAAUGUAUGUUUUUGGUCCCCCUGUCGCCCAGGGAUCUUUGUCUGGUGAAUUUGUCUGUUUUCUUUAAGUGGGAGAAAACCAAACUGAGUGUGUAGCCAUGUAGACCUGCUGGAGAUUUUAAAAAGCAUAGGCAAAUGUUCAGUGUGAGUGUAAAGUGUAUGUUUUGAGAUUUUUGACAAUAAAAUAGUCAUUUAUGCUGUUUUUCUUCCAUGUU
Molecule: messenger RNA, 1442 nt
Organism: Labrus bergylta (ballan wrasse)
Lineage: Eukaryota; Metazoa; Chordata; Actinopteri; Labriformes; Labridae
Gene: arl3l1
Product: ADP ribosylation factor like GTPase 3, like 1
Biological process (GO): cilium assembly
Cellular component (GO): cytoplasm; microtubule cytoskeleton
Molecular function (GO): GTPase activity; GTP binding
Source: RefSeq, a predicted model, not a curated record